Plenodomus lingam JN3 is the source of this 342-nucleotide messenger RNA. Lineage: Eukaryota; Fungi; Ascomycota; Dothideomycetes; Pleosporales; Leptosphaeriaceae. The record is from RefSeq and is a predicted model, not a curated record.
AUGGAAGCGUCGAUAUCAAAUACCGCUGAACACUCCCAGUACCUGUGUUGUGGCCACCAUUCGCUUCGAUAUCUCCGCAGUCUGCAUCCUUCUAGCCAUCGAUCCCAGCUAAUUUACUGUUUGCGCAUCAGAGCCGUCAGCAUAUCGGCUCUUCGUCGUACUUCUCAGCUGUCUUUACCAUCAGCCACAUGGGGCUCAGGCGUGCUCGUUCGCUCAGACUCAUUUCCCGUGCGAACAGUUUCUUUCCCAAACAAUCAAAAUAUCAUGCUCAAGGCCCACAACACAUUGCUCAUCACUGAGCUGACUGGCGACACGAGAUUCGGUGCGAUCAUUCUGAGUUAA